CGGAAGGGCAACGCUUACCUGUUAUGACGUAAGCAACAAUUCUAUAAAUAGAUUUUAGUUCCUACAUACAAGCGCACAAUUUAUCACAAGUAUUUAACACGGUGCCUGUAGCGGGUAGACAGUGUACGUUUGUUGAACAUGUAUCACGGUUGGACAAUGUCGCCUGACUUGACUUAUAUCGCUGCCUUAACUCUGCAUCUACUUACACAGUCAGCUGUACAGACACAAUCUCUGGACAACAGUUGUGAUAAAAACAUACCAUCCAGGGCUAUGCCUGCUGUCCAAUUAUUUGGUAGAGCCUAUGCUGUUUCGGACAUACAGCCGACAGUUUGUGGUGAAGGCGAGUAUCUGGACUGGUUUACUUGUAAACCUUGUGAAGAUGGAACUUUCAUGACGCAGAAAAUGGCAGAGACUAAAAAAUAUGCCUUUUGUCAGAAAUGCUACCAGCCAGGAAUGGUAAGUCAAUUUUAUUUCUAAAUCAAUUUUUCACUAUAACUAGGGGGAAAUAUCACUAUUUGUUGAGUGGACACAGUUUUAGCAGCUAUUAUGUCAUAAGAAAAGUAUUGACUUUGAGCUAUGGCGUGAAGAGGUAGGUGGGAAUGUGUGUGGUCUGCCCCUGGGGACACUUUCAGGGGGUGCCAUUGUCUGUGCACUUCUCAUUCUAUGUCUGGCUUAUAAUUAUAUCUUUUUACUCUGUAUGGGUUGUAACUUUCUUUUUAGGCUUAACUCCCUGUAACUGCUUCACUAUCGUUACCGUUGAGAGGCUGCCGUAUUACAGAAUAACUUAUUUAAACAAACUGGUAUUAGAAAUAUAGUGGAAGUCGCCUGUGCAAGGGGUCGAUGGUUGGAUUGCUAAAUGUUAAUGCUAAAUAAAUAUUAAAUAUUGUUUUCUUAAGACAUGAGACUAACGUAUGAUUAUUUAAGACAUAAAAAUUAUUAAGAUUAUGUUAUAUAAUGGUCGCUAAAUUUAUAUUAUUAUCAAUUUUCUUGUAUUCAGUUCGAGAUUGUUACAGAACCGUGCACCAAGACAAGAGACGCCAAGAUCAUGUGUGAAGACGGAUAUUACAGAUGCGAAGUACCGGGAAAACCCUGUCAGACUGAAUGUAGACGGUGCGAUGUGUGCGGUCUGGGCAUCAACAUGUUCAAGAACUAUGAAGUUCGUGAGUGCAGUGGCGACCAAAACACAAUCUGUUGCCACAGAGAGAAUAUGGUGCUAGUUAAUGGUGAAUGUGUCAUGAAAACAACGGUGGCUACAACGACCACAUAUACCGAAACAACUUCAGGAUUAUCGUCGACAACAACUGAGAGCGGAGUUAGGAGCCAGAAUUCAGCUAUGGGGACUGCAGCAGUUUUGCACAACAAUUCCCAGCUACAUUUGAUUGGAUUAUUAUUUCUCAUUCUUUUUUACCUAUUUAUUGGAAUUUCCUGAUCAUGUGACCUGCACAUCUUUAUCUCGAGAAACCGACAAAUAUAUAUAUUUGUAAUGUUACCCUGCCCCUUACCCACAUGUACAACAACGGUUGCCGGCCGUUUCAUGUCCAGUGGCUCCAUAGGGAUACGCAGAGUAGCAAGAGUUGGUGCGCGAUAAUAACAAAAAAAAGAAAGAAAAAAAAGGCUACAGCAUCUGUUUAAAAAAAACUUUAUAUACAGUAUAUAAAGUGGAAAGAGAAAGCCGCCUAAAAUCAAGUGCAACCCGGGCUGAGGGCCCUCUGCUCUCUCUCUUCCUACGGCCGCUAGGCUGUAACAAACAGAAACAUGUCUCUCUUGCGCAUGUGAUUGAAUAACAUCGUCAUUAAAUUAAAUACAUAACCAUGACAACGUCCUCAACAAGCUGGUAGAGACAUACCCCAUGGAAAUGUUCUCAACAAGCUGGUAGAGAUAUACCCCAUGGAAACGUUCUCAACUAGCUGGUAGAGACAUACCCCAUGACAACGUCCUCAACAAGCUGGUAGAGACAUACCCCAUGACAACGUCCUCAACAAGCUGGUAGAGACAUACCCCAUGACAACGUCCUCACCAAGCUGGUAGAGACAUACUGCAUGUAAACGUUCUCAAUUAGCUGUUAGAGACAUACCCCAUGACAACGUCCUCACCAAGCUGGUAGAGACAUACUGCAUGUAAACGUUCUCAAUUAGCUGUUAGAGACAUAACCCAUGACAACGUCCUCAACAAGCUGAUAGAGACAUACCCCAUGACAACGUCCUCAAUAAGCUGUUAGAGACAUACCCCAUGGAAAUGUUCUCAACUAGCUGGUAGAGACAUACCCCAUGGAAAUGUUCUCAACUAGCUGGUAGAGACAUACCCCAUGGAAAUGUUCUCAACUAGCAGGUAGAGACAUACCCCAUGACAAAGUCCUCACCAAGCUGGUAGAGAUAUACCCCAUGACAACGUCCUCAACAAGCUGUUAGAGACAUACUCCAUGACAACGUCCUCACCAAGCUGGUAGAGACAUACUCCAUGAUAACGUCCUCACCAAGCUGGUAGAGAUAUACCCCAUGACAACGUCCUCAACAAGAUGUUAGAGACAUACUCCAUGACAACGUCCUCACCAAGCUGGUAGAGACAUACUCCAUGACAACGUCCUCAACAAGCUGGUAGAGAUAUACCCCAUGACAACGUCCUCACCAAGUUGUUAGAGACAUACUCCAUGACAACGUCCUCACCAAGCUGUUAGAGACAUACUCCAUGACAACGUCCUCAACAAGCUGUUAGAGACAUACUCCAUGACAACGUCCUCACCAAGCUGGUAGAGACAUACCCCAUGACAACGUCCUCAACUAGCUGUUAGAGACAUACCCCAUGACAACGUCCUCAACAAGCUGGUAGAGACAUACCCCAUGGUAAUGUUCUCAACUAGGUGGUAGAGACAUAACCCAUGGAAAUGUUCUCACCUGAUAACGACACUGGUGGCGUAACCUAGGUAACAUCACUUUCACCACAUUUCAACUGUUUUUAAUAUAAAGGCGGUUGCUUCCAAAUUCUGAAAAGAUCUAACUGGCAUUAGAUUGAUUGAAAACUAUGUAAAUAUGUAAAUAUGUAAAUGUGUAAAUAUAAAUAAACGUAUGUCCUCUAUCAAUAUCGAUAAUAUGUAUUGUUACUACUCAUUACGUAUGGUUAUUUUGAUUGACAAAGAUGCAUAUACAUUUUGUUAUAAACUAUAUACUUUGGCAUCGACAUUGACAUUGUGUUAUAACGAUGAUGUAUUGGUGAGGAAAAGUGAAUUAUGUGUGAAUAGUGGUUGUCGUGGAAAGUAGACGAAGACUUAAUCCAUUAGAUUACAGCUGAUCUAAGAGAUGUAAGGGCAACGUACUGAAGUUUUAAAAUAUUUACGGAUGACCGAAUGAUUGAGUGAGCAAUUAAGUUACAGAUUAAUUGAAUGAAAGAUGCAAUAAGAGUGGCAGACUGAUUUCAGUGAAAUAUGUAGACUGACAGACUAAAUUGUUUUUCAAUUGAUAUUAAAUGGUAUAUAUUAAAUAC
Messenger RNA from Lymnaea stagnalis (great pond snail), 3477 nucleotides. Lineage: Eukaryota; Metazoa; Mollusca; Gastropoda; Lymnaeidae. The record is from the annotation of a GenBank genome assembly.